AGGAGCUUGCACGUGCGGGGGUGGGGCCGUGGGAAAGCCUCCAGAGGACCGAGGGGGCGGGGCCAAGGCCCUUUUUGGAGACGACGGUGUGAGGGAAGGAGGCAUCGGCGUGCAGCUGCAGGUAGGAGAUGGAAACCCUCGUGGGCCUUGUUUGCAGAGCCCCGGGGGCUGCUUCUGAGCACGGGGGAGGUGCGUGUCCGGCUCCCUUCAACGUCUUAGCCGGAGGGCGAGGUUGUCGGGCCAGCGCCGCUGGUGCGGAUGCCCUUCGGGGACCCUCUGUCCCUGAGGGGCCGUCGCCGGCAGUCGGGCGCCCCCAGCGGGGUGACUUGGCUCCUGGGUCAGCGGGGCUGGCGCCUGGCCAGAAAGUCGCCCUGAGUUGGAGGGGGCCGUGGGGGGUGGGCGCUGGGCUUCAGAAUCUGGGGAACACCUGCUACGUGAACGCGGCGCUGCAGUGUCUGAGCCACACGCCGCCCCUGGCCAGCUGGCUGGUGUCCCGGCAGCACGCCACCCUCUGUCCGGCCGGCAGCUCCUGCACGCUCUGUGCCAUGCGAGCUCACGUGACCCGAGCCCUCCUUCACGCGGGAGAGGUGAUCCGGCCCCGCAAGGACCUGCUGGCGGGCUUCCACAGACACCAGCAGGAAGAUGCCCACGAGUUUCUGAUGUUCACUCUGAAUGGCAUGCAGCAAGGGUGCCUGAGUGCAUCCCAGCCGUCGGGCCACGCCUCCGAGGACACCAGCGUCGUCCGUCAGAUCUUCGGCGGGACGUGGAGGUCUCGGAUCCAGUGUCUCCACUGCCUCGGUGUCUCGGACACGUUCGACCCUCAUCUGGACGUCAGCCUGGAUAUCACGGCGGCUCAGAGUGUGGAGCAAGCUCUGAGAGAGCUGGUCAAGCCCGAGAAGCUGGAGGCGGAAAAUGCCUAUGACUGUGGCGUUUGUCUCCGGAAGGUGCCUGCCACCAAGAGGUUGACUUUGCACAGCACGUCCCAGGUCCUGGUGCUGGUGCUGAAGCGGUUCACACAGCUGAGCGGGGCCAAAAGGGCUCAGGAGGUGCGCUAUCCCCAGCGCCUGGACGUGCAGCCCUACACGUCUGAGGGGAAGGCAGGGCCACUGGGCUACGUGCUCUAUGCCGUGCUGGUGCACUCCGGGUGGAGCUGUGAGCGAGGACACUACUUUUGUUACGUCCGAGCCGGCAACGGCCAAUGGUAUAAGAUGGACGAUGCCAAGGUGACCGCCUGUGACGAGACUGCUGCCCUGAGCCAGAGCGCCUACGUCCUGUUCUACGCCCGGGAGGGUGCGUGGGAAGGGGGCGCUGGGGGAGGGGCAGCGGCCCCCCUCGGGGCUGACCCGCAGACCCCGGGCAGCCUGCAGGAGACGCCAGCGGCAGAGCUCCUGGGUCGCAGGAGUCCCCGGGGGACACAGAGGCCGAAGGGAUGA
Capra hircus (goat) is the source of this 1433-nucleotide messenger RNA. Its product is annotated as ubiquitin carboxyl-terminal hydrolase 17-like protein 6. Bases 129 to 1433 code for a protein of 434 amino acids. Gene Ontology annotation, biological process: protein deubiquitination. The transcript has a single exon. NCBI's taxonomy places the organism in Eukaryota, Metazoa, Chordata, Mammalia, Artiodactyla, Bovidae. Gene Ontology annotation, molecular function: cysteine-type deubiquitinase activity. The record is from RefSeq and is a predicted model, not a curated record.